This is a messenger RNA of Coffea arabica (coffee), 1161 nucleotides long. The record is from RefSeq and is a predicted model, not a curated record. NCBI's taxonomy places the organism in Eukaryota, Viridiplantae, Streptophyta, Magnoliopsida, Gentianales, Rubiaceae.
AGUAAAGAAGGUGCAACUGGUUCGGUAAAUUUAAACCAUGUGGCUGAUAUGGUGCAAAAGCAGCAAACUUCUCCAAUAAAUGAAUUUGAGAUCUCCCAUGACAGUGAUAGCAAUGCAUGGCAUGUUACAGGAUCAGGUUUACAACGCUUUGUCCAAAUGACAAACUGGAGAUACAUAGAUUCUGCGAAAAGGUUUCAACAUGUUCUGGAGGCAUGUGGUGUGAAUAAGUCUCUCAUCAGACUUGGUGUGAAGGAAGGUGACACUGUUUUUGUUGGGGAUAUGGAGUUGGUAUGGCACGAUGCUCCUGACAAUGCUGGUCCCUCAAGUGUGAGGAGGUGGGCGGAAGAUUCAGUUAAAUGAUCUUUGUUGAUAUCGUCCACUCAAGCUGUAUCAUUGCUAGGAAAUGCUGGGAAUAGUCGCAGGUAAAUCUGGGGCACUUGUAAAAUAGUGCCAUCAUCUGUAGCUUCGGGCAAUAGUAAGCUUACGCUGUGUAAUGCUUUUCCCUUUAAUGGUUGAUUGGAGGAAUAUGAAAGCAGUACUCAUUGAUUCUUUUAUCAAUUUGUGUGAGACAGCUAAAGUUCACUCGAGGUGAUGCUUUCUGUGGCUGCCCAUGUACGAAUAGAAGCAGGAUUACAUUCAUAUUAGUGGUGUAGACAAUGAAGCAGUUGGCUUUUGAGUUCCUUAAAUUGUUGUAUUCGAUGGUUGAUGUGUUGAAUCUUUGGAUAUGCAGAAUCAUCAUGUAGUUGUAAAUUGCAGAUUCAAACCUACAAUGUCCUUAAGAGUUUAUGCUGAUGCGGAGGCAGAUUUUGCUGCACAUGCUUUUAUUACCAGGGAGCUUGAUGACCUCGCCUUUUAGCCAUUGUAAGAGUGGAUCAUGUUUCGUGCUCGAUUGCUUGGUUCAUUUCUGAGCUUCGCAUUCAGGUCUGGCCAGAUUGAGAAGUCGUCAAUGUUGUAAAUGUAGUGUUUGGCACUUAAAAUCCAGUCUGGAUUUCGAUUUGCUGGUCUCUCCUUGUAUUGUUUGUCGUGUUCAACUGGAUAUUAUCCAGCUUACUCUAAUGAACUUAACGAGUCAUCUUUUCUGACUUGAUCACCACCUUGGCGCUAGAUAAUUAGAAAUCUGUUGUAACAAUGAUAAUUAAGCACUCUUCUUCCUCUCAUUUC